AUGGAGCAGAUGGAUUGCAAACCCUACCAGCCACUGUCAAAAGUUAAACAUGAAGUGGAUCUAACUUACACAAGUUCUUCAGAUGAGAGUGAAGAUGGCAGAAAGCAAAGGCAGUCUUAUGACUCAAGAGAAACUCUGAAUGAAUACAGCCAAGAGCUAAGACUGAACUACAACAGUCAAAGCAGAAAAAGAAAAAAUAUUGACCAAUCCACACAAGACAUGGAAUUCUGUGAGACACCCCAUAUUCUGUGCUCUGGCUACCAGACAGACUUACAUGGUGUAUCAGAGCACAGCUACCCACUAGAGGUGGGCUCAGACGUGGAUACUGAAACCGAAGGUGGAGCAUCACCAGAUCAUGCCCUGAGGAUGUGGAUGAGGGGGAUGAAGUCAGAACACAGCUCCUGUCUGUCAAGCCGGGCCAACUCAGCAUUGUCCCUGACUGAUACUGACCAUGAGAGGAAGUCUGAUGGGGAGAAUGGGUAUUAUUCUCCUCUGCUCUGCCCUUGUGAGGUCCCACCUGGAAGCCAGCAAGACAUGCCAGGGAGCCCGCACAACCAGUUCACAUUCAGACCUCUCCCACCACCGCCUCCGCCGCCACACGCGUGCACCUGCACCAGGAAACCACCGCCGGCGGCCGACUCUCUCCAGAGGAGAUCAAUGACGACCCGCAGCCAGCCCAGCCCUGCUGCCCCAACGCCCCCCACCAGCACACAGGAUUCUGUGCAUCUCCAUAACAGCUGGGUCUUGAACAGCAACAUACCGCUGGAAACCAGGCAUUUCCUAUUUAAACAUGGAUCGGGGUCUUCAGCAAUCUUCAGUGCAGCCAGUCAGAACUAUCCUUUAACAUCCAAUACUGUUUACUCUCCACCUCCUAGGCCUCUUCCUAGAAAUACCUUUUCUAGACCUGCCUUCACUUUUAGCAAACCUUACAGGUGUUGCAACUGGAAGUGCACUGCUCUGAGUGCUACUGCCAUUACGGUUACGCUGGCGUUGUUGCUGGCCUAUGUUAUCGCAGUACACUUGUUCGGUUUAACCUGGCAGCUACAGCCUGUUGAAGGGCAGCUGUAUGAAAAUGGAGUUAGCAAAGGAAAUAAGGGAGCAGAAUCCACGGAUACUACUUUCUCACCGAUCGGAGGAAAAGUUUCUGAUAAAACAGAAAAAAAAGUGUUUCAGAAGGGACGGGCCAUAGACACAGGAGAAGUUGAGAUUGGAGCACAAGUUAUGCAAACAAUCCCACCCGGCUUAUUCUGGCGCUUUCAGAUCACCAUCCAUCACCCUGUGUACCUGAAAUUUAACAUUUCACUGGCAAAGGAUUCUCUGCUGGGAAUUUAUGGCAGAAGAAACAUUCCACCUACUCACACCCAGUUUGAUUUUGUAAAAUUGAUGGAUGGAAAGCAGUUAAUUAAGCAGGAACCAAAAAACUCAGAGGAGCCUCAGCAAGCUCCCAGGAAUCUGAUCUUAACUUCACUACAAGAGACAGGCUUCAUUGAGUACAUGGAUCAAGGUGCUUGGCAUAUGGCAUUUUACAAUGAUGGAAAGAAAGUGGAGCAAGUGUUUGUGCUGACCACGGCAAUCGAAGUCCUGGAUGACUGCUCUACUAAUUGCAAUGGGAAUGGAGAAUGUAUCUCGGGGCACUGCCACUGUUUCCCAGGAUUCCUUGGUCCAGAUUGUGCAAAAGAUUCCUGCCCGGUGCUCUGUAGUGGAAAUGGAGAAUAUGAGAAAGGUCACUGUGUGUGUCGAAAUGGGUGGAAAGGACCAGAGUGUGAUGUUCCUGAGGAACAGUGUAUCGACCCGACCUGCUUUGGCCAUGGCACCUGUAUCAUGGGAGUCUGCAUCUGCGUCCCUGGAUACAAAGGGGAGAUCUGUGAGGAAGAGGACUGCCUGGAUCCGAUGUGCUCCGGUCACGGCGUGUGCGUUCAAGGGGAGUGCCACUGCUCCGCGGGCUGGGGCGGCGUGAACUGCGAGACAUCACUGCCCAUCUGCCAGGAGCAGUGCUCAGGGCACGGCACCUUCCUCCUGGACGUGGGGCUCUGCAGCUGUGAGCCACAGUGGACGGGUUCUGACUGCUCUACAGAGCUGUGUACCCUGGACUGCGGCAGCCACGGUGUGUGUUCGAGAGGAAUCUGCCAGUGUGAGGAGGGCUGGGUGGGACCCACCUGUGAGGAGCGCACCUGCCAUUCCCACUGCGCUGAGCACGGGCAGUGCAAAGAUGGGAAGUGUGAGUGCAGCCCUGGAUGGGAAGGGGACCACUGCACCAUUGCUCACUACUUAGAUGCAGUUCGAGAUGGCUGCCCAGGUCUCUGUUAUGGAAAUGGCAGGUGUACUCUUGAUCAGAACGGAUGGCACUGUGUCUGUCAAGUGGGCUGGAGCGGCUCAGGAUGUAACGUUGUCAUGGAAAUGGUGUGUGGGGAUAACCUGGACAAUGACGGAGAUGGCUUGACAGACUGCGUAGACCCCGAUUGCUGUCAGCAAAACAACUGUUAUGUGAGUCCUCUCUGCCAGGGUUCGCCUGAUCCCCUUGACCUUAUCCAACACAGCCAACUGCCUUUCUCUCAGCAUCCUCCAAGGCUCUUUUAUGAUCGAAUCAGAUUUCUUAUUGGGAAGGAAAGCACUCACGUGAUCCCAGGAGAUAUCUCAUUUGAGAGCAGACGUGCAUGUGUCAUUCGUGGCCAGGUGGUAGCAAUAGAUGGAACUCCUUUGGUUGGUGUGAAUGUCAGCUUUCUACACCACAAUGAGUAUGGAUAUACCAUCAGUCGACAAGAUGGAAGUUUCGACCUUGUGGCUGUGGGAGGCAUCUCUGUCACCCUGGUUUUUGACAGAUCUCCUUUCAUAUCUGAAAAAAGGACACUUUGGUUGCCUUGGAAUAGAUUUGUCAUUGUAGACAAAGUUGUAAUGCAAAGAGCAGAAUCAGAUAUACCAUCUUGUGACGUCAGUAGUUUCAUCAGUCCAAAUCCUAUUGUACUCCCUUCACCUCUGACAGCAUUUGGAGGCUCCUGUCCAGAAAGAGGAACUGUUAUUCCAGAGCUACAGGUGGUCCAGGAGGAGAUCCCAAUUCCUUCCAGUUUUGUGAAGCUGAGUUAUCUCAGCAGUCGAACGCCGGGGUACAAAACUUUGCUGCGCGUUAUUCUGACGCACACAACGAUCCCUUCUGGAAUGACAAAAGUACAUCUGAUCAUUGCUGUUGAGGGACGCCUGCUUCAGAAAUGGUUUCCUGCUGCAGCCAAUUUGGUCUACACAUUUGCCUGGAAUAAGACAGAUAUAUAUGGACAGAAGGUUUCUGGUCUGGCAGAAGCUAUGGUGUCGGUGGGAUAUGAAUAUGAGACAUGUCCUGAUUUUAUUCUGUGGGAGAAAAGAACAGUAAUCCUUCAAGGCUUUGAAAUGGAUGCUUCAAAUCUGGGAGGCUGGUCCAUAAACAAACACCAUGUAUUAAAUCCACAAAGUGGAAUUGUACACAAAGGAAACGGUGAAAACAUGUUCAUUUCCCAGCAGCCACCGGUCAUCUCCACUGUGAUGGGCAAUGGACACCAGAGGAGUGUCUCCUGCUCCAACUGCAAUGGUCUUGCACUCAACAGCAAACUCUUUGCCCCAGUUGCUCUGACUUCUGGGCCUGAUGGGAGUGUGUAUAUUGGAGACUUCAAUUUUGUCAGACGGAUCUUUCCCUCUGGAAACUCUAUUGGCAUAUUAGAGUUGAGGAAUAGAGACACAAGGCACAGUACAAGUCCUGCACAUAAAUAUUACUUGGCUGUUGACCCAGUGUCAGAAUCCCUUUACUUGUCAGAUACCAAUACCAGAAGAGUUUACAAAGCAAAAUCACUCAUUGAAACAAAGGACCUGGCCAAAAACGUGGAUGUGGUGGCAGGAACAGGUGAUCAGUGCCUCCCAUUUGACCAGAGUCACUGUGGAGAUGGUGGGAAGGCAUCAGAGGCAUCUCUCAACAGCCCAAGAGGUAUCACUAUAGAUAAGCAUGGAUUUAUUUAUUUUGUUGACGGUACCAUGAUUCGGAAAAUUGAUGAGAAUGGCGUGAUCACAACAGUAAUAGGUUCCAACGGCCUCACAUCAACCCAGCCAUUGAGCUGUGACUCUGGAAUGGACAUCACUCAGGUGCGGUUAGAGUGGCCAACAGACCUGACAGUGAACCCACUGGACAACUCGCUGUACGUCCUGGACAACAACAUCGUCCUGCAGAUCUCUGAGAGCAGACGUGUGCGCAUCAUCGCAGGGCGCCCCAUUCACUGCCAGGUGCCCGGCAUCGACCACUUCAUCGUCAGCAAGGUGGCCAUCCACUCCACCCUGGAGUCAGCCCGAGCCAUCGCUGUGUCCCACAGCGGGAUUCUUUACAUUGCUGAGACUGAUGAAAGAAAGAUCAACCGCAUACAACAGGUCACAACCAACGGCGAGAUCUCCAUAAUCGCCGGAGCCCCGUCAGAUUGUGACUGCAAGAUUGAUCCUAAUUGUGACUGUUUCUCAGGUGACGGUGGAUAUGCCAAAGAUGCAAAGCUGAAAGCACCUUCCUCCCUAGCAGUCUCUGCUGAUGACACGCUGUACGUAGCAGACCUUGGCAACGUUCGCAUCCGCGCCAUCAACCGAAACAAGGCUCACCUCAGUGACACGAAUCUGUACGAGAUUGCGUCACCGGCAGACCAAGAGCUGUAUCAGUUCACCAUCAAUGGCACCCACCUGCACACCCUGAACCUCAUCACGAGGGACUACAUUUACAACUUCACCUACAGCGGAGAAGGGGAUGUUGUCACCAUUACCAGCAGCAAUGGGAAUUCGGUGCACAUCCGCCGAGACACGAGUGGCCUGCCCCUGUGGGUCGUGGUGCCGGGUGGCCAGGUAUACUGGCUGACAAUAAGCAGCAAUGGUGUUCUGAAAAGGGUUUAUGCCCAAGGCUACAACCUGGCUCUGAUGACAUAUCCUGGAAACACAGGACUUCUGGCAACCAAAAGUGAUGAAAAUGGAUGGACCACUGUGUAUGAGUACGACUCUGAUGGCCACCUGACCAAUGCCACAUUCCCAACUGGGGAAGUCAGCAGUUUCCACAGUGAUGUUGAAAAACUGACGAGAGUGGAACUUGAUACUUCAAACCGGGAGAACGUGGUCACAGCUACAAACUUCUCAGCUACUUCUACAAUAUAUACUUUAAAACAAGAUAACACACAGAAUAUCUACCGGGUCAGCCCAGAUGGGUCUCUGAGAGUCACCUUUGCCAGUGGAAUGGAAAUCACGCUUAACACAGAGCCUCAUAUUCUAGCAGGAGUAGUCAGUCCCACUUUAGGGAAGUGCAAUAUCUCCCUUCCUGGAGAGCAUAACUCAAAUCUCAUUGAAUGGAGGCAAAGGAGGGAGCAGACCAAAGGCAAUAUCUCCACGUUUGAGAGAAGGCUAAGGGCCCACAAUAGAAAUCUGCUCUCCAUUGAUUUUGACCAUGUCACCAGAACUGGAAAGAUCUAUGAUGAUCAUCGAAAAUUCACUCUUCGGAUUAUGUAUGACCAGACAGGGCGGCCGGUUCUGUGGUCACCCAUCAGCAAAUACAAUGAGGUCAACAUCACUUAUUCCCACUCUGGAUUAGUGACCUAUAUCCAAAGAGGAACCUGGACUGAGAAAAUGGAGUAUGAUCCAAGUGGAAACAUCGUUUCCAGAACAUGGGCAGAUGGCAAAAUAUGGAGUUACACGUACUUAGAAAAGUCUGUGAUGCUCCUGUUGCACAGCCAGCGCCGCUACAUCUUUGAAUAUGACCAGUCAGACUACCUGCUGUCGGUCACCAUGCCCAGCAUGGUACGCCAUGCCUUGCAGACCAUGCUCUCUGUUGGGUACUAUCGCAACAUCUACACCCCGCCGGACAGUGGUGCGGCCUUCAUACAGGACGUCACCAGAGAUGGACGGCUUCUGCAGACGUUGUAUCCCGGGACGGGACGCAGAGUCCUCUAUAAGUACUCCAAACAGUCUCGACUUUCUGAGAUUCUUUAUGACACUACUCAAGUCACAUUUACCUACGAGGAAUCUUCUGGCGUUAUUAAAACCAUACACUUAAUGCAUGAUGGCUUCAUCUGCACCAUCAGAUACAGGCAAACAGGUCCGCUUAUCGGUCGCCAGAUCUUCAGGUUUAGUGAAGAAGGGCUCGUCAAUGCCAGGUUUGACUACAGUUACAACAAUUUCCGUGUCACCAGUAUGCAGGCCAUGAUAAACGAGACGCCUCUGCCCAUUGAUCUGUACCGUUACGUUGAUGUCUCUGGCAGGACUGAACAAUUUGGGAAAUUCAGUGUAAUUAAUUAUGAUUUAAAUCAAGUUAUUACCACCACUGUGAUGAAACAUACCAAAAUUUUUAGUGCCAACGGCCAGGUGAUUGAAGUUCAGUAUGAAAUUCUCAAGUCAAUUGCUUACUGGAUGACCAUCCAGUAUGAUAAUAUGGGCCGGAUGGUGAUCUGUGAUACACGCAUUGGUGUAGAUGCCAAUAUCACACGGUAUUUUUAUGAGUAUGAUGCUGAUGGUCAGCUUCAGACUGUGUCUGUGAAUGAUAAAACCCAGUGGCGCUACAGCUACGACCUUAAUGGCAACAUCAACUUGCUGAGCCAUGGAAACAGUGCACGCCUCACUCCUCUGAGAUACGACCUUAGAGAUCGCAUUACCAGACUUGGAGAAAUUCAAUAUAAAAUGGAUGAAGAUGGUUUUCUCAGGCAAAGAGGCAAUGAGAUCUUUGAGUACAACUCUAACGGUCUGCUGAACAAAGCAUACAACAAAGUGUCUGGCUGGACUGUUCAAUACUGUUACGAUGGUCUUGGAAGACGAGUUGCAAGCAAAUCAAGCCUGGGACAACACCUGCAGUUCUUUUAUGCUGAUCUCUCCAACCCAAUACGAGUUACUCACUUGUACAAUCAUAGCAGCUCAGAAAUAACAUCUCUGUAUUAUGAUCUUCAAGGUCAUCUCAUUGCAAUGGAAUUGAGCAGUGGAGAAGAAUAUUAUGUUGCUUGCGAUAACACAGGAACACCUCUAGCCGUAUUUAGCAGCCGGGGCCAAGUCAUAAAAGAAAUUUUGUACACUCCAUAUGGAGAGAUCUACCAGGACACUAAUCCAGAUUUUCAGGUUGUCAUUGGUUUUCAUGGAGGGCUCUAUGAUUCUCUCACCAAAUUGGUUCAUCUGGGUCAGCGGGAUUACGAUGUUAUUGCUGGUCGGUGGACAACACCAAACCAUCACAUAUGGAAACACCUGAAUGCUGUCCCACAACCAUUCAAUCUCUACUCAUUUGAAAACAACUACCCGGUUGGCAGGAUCCAAGAUGUUGCUAAGUAUACAACAGACAUUGGAAGUUGGCUAGAGUUAUUUGGUUUUCAGUUGCACAAUGUACUGCCUGGGUUUCCAAAACCAGAGAUCGAAGCUUUGGAGACAACAUAUGAACUUCUACAGCUUCAAACAAAAACCCAGGAGUGGGACCCUGGAAAGACUAUCCUUGGUAUUCAGUGUGAGCUACAGAAGCAACUCCGAAACUUUAUAUCCUUGGAUCAACUUCCUAUGACCCCCAGGUAUAGUGAUGGCAAGUGCUAUGAGGGAGUGAAGCAACCGAGGUUUGCAGCUAUUCCUUCAGUGUUUGGAAAAGGCAUCAAAUUUGCUAUCAAGGAUGGCAUCGUCACAGCAGACAUUAUCGGUGUGGCUAACGAGGACAGCCGGCGCAUCGCUGCCAUACUCAACAACGCUCACUAUCUGGAGAACCUGCACUUCACCAUAGAGGGCCGGGACACGCAUUACUUCAUCAAGCUGGGGUCUCUGGAAGAAGAUUUGGCCCUAAUUGGCAACACUGGAGGACGACGCAUCCUGGAGAACGGAGUGAAUGUCACAGUGUCGCAAAUGACUUCUGUGAUCAAUGGGAGGACUAGACGCUUCGCUGACAUACAGCUGCAGCACGGCGCACUGUGCUUUAACGUUCGCUACGGAACGACCGUGGAAGAGGAAAAGAACCAUGUCCUAGAGGUAGCCAGGCAGAGAGCUGUGGCUCAGGCCUGGACUAAGGAGCAGAGACGGCUGCAGGAGGGGGAAGAGGGGAUUAGGGCAUGGACAGAUGGAGAGAAACAGCAGCUUCUAAACACUGGGCGGGUACAAGGUUACGAUGGAUAUUUUGUUUUGUCAGUGGAGCAGUAUCUCGAACUUUCUGACAGUGCCAAUAAUAUUCACUUUAUGAGACAGAGUGAAAUAGGCAGAAGGUAA
Molecule: messenger RNA, 8196 nt
Organism: Centrocercus urophasianus (Greater sage-grouse)
Lineage: Eukaryota; Metazoa; Chordata; Aves; Galliformes; Phasianidae
Gene: TENM1
Product: teneurin transmembrane protein 1
Exons: 33
Coding region: 1-8196 (2731 amino acids)
Biological process (GO): signal transduction; neuron development; heterophilic cell-cell adhesion
Cellular component (GO): neuron projection; membrane
Molecular function (GO): protein heterodimerization activity; protein homodimerization activity; cell adhesion molecule binding
Source: RefSeq, a predicted model, not a curated record